ACGACAAUCUUGCAUGGGAAAGGUGCAUUCUUGCUAUGACCACCGGAUUCGUUCAACCAACAAAGUCGAGCCAGCUCAUGUGAGGCAGCCACCUUUCUGGAAUUCAAUCUUUUUUGGCUUUUCCUCUGCAAUGCUUGGGGUGUCUGGUUUUGAGACAUCAGCAAACUUUGUCGAAGAGCAAAAGCCAGGUGUUUUUCCGAAGACUCUACGGAACAUGUGGGUCGCUGUUUCCUUCAUCAACAUCAUACUUCCAAGCUUAGCUGUGGCUGUGCUUCCUUUGGACGACUUGACUGGCGAGAAAUCCGCAUACGCACUUGCCUUCCUGGCAGAAAGAGUUGCCGGCCCAUUUCUUAGAGACGUAGUUGCCGUUGAUGCUUUACUGGUCCUAGCUGGAUCAGUUUUGACCAGCUAUGUAGGAGUUGUUGGCCUUUUUCAGCGCAUGGCAGGGGACAGGUGCUUGCCGGAAUUCUUCAGCGAAACCAACACAUGGCGGAACACCCCGCAUUACACGAUCCUGGUCUUUUUUGGGGUUUGCUCAUCGAUGUGCAUCAUGCUGGAUGGAGACAUUACUUUGCUAGCUGCGAUCUACUCCAUUUCUUUCCUGCUGGUGAUGGGUUUGUUCGCCUUCUGUGGACUUUGGCUGAAAAUCAACCGGCCAACUUUGCCACGUGAGAUUAAGUCGCAUCCUGCCUUCUUUGUGUGCGGCUUGCUGCUGGUGAGUUGUGCCUUCACGGCAGUAGUACUCCUUCAUCCGGAGAUGCUGACAUACUUCUACAUCUACUACGGCAUCACCACAACAAUGGUGAUGCUGACCUUUGCCAGGGUGUCAAUUUUCAAGAGCUUUCUUCAAUUGAUGAGCCACUCAAAGGUGGCUCGAUUCAUCAUUCAAUGGUUUGUACACAAAAGAGUCGCUGAAGAGUGGGCUCAUCAAAAGCUCAAGAACUUGCAAGACCAGGGCGUUGUGUACUUUACUAAGCGUGCAAGCAUGAGCCAGAUUAAUCGAGCCCUCCAAUACAUCGAGCAAAAUGAAGAAGCACGAUGGGUUAAGGUUAUCCACUGCUACACGGAUCUUGAUCAGAUCCCACCAAACUUGGAAGAGUAUGUACGCAUUCUGGACUGUGUUUAUCCGACGCUCAAAGUGGACUCUAUCCUGGUGCGUGGAGAGUUCAGCCCUGCCAUGGUGCAGUAUAUAUCGAAGCGCAUCCAGGUCAAAGUGAAUUGCAUGUUCAUCAACUGUCCAAAGAUUGACUUCAAGCAUCCUUUGGACAGAAUGGGAGGUGUUCGUGUCAUUCUCAAUUCAGAGAAGCCAAAUCCGUUUAAGCGUCUUGCCGGAACUACCUCGCCCUUCUUUGGAUUGUCCCCGACAAGUCCAAUGAGAGGAAACGACUACAUGGCCCUCGUGCAAGACAAACUUAGUGAGGAUGAAAAGGACAUGCAAAGCAGUCCUGAUUAUUCUUUCAAUCUCGAUCUUGAUCGUGGCAAUUAAUAUGUUGGGUGUUCGUUGCGAACCUUUACUCAAUUACUUCAAACGCAAAAA
Molecule: messenger RNA, 1537 nt
Organism: Durusdinium trenchii
Lineage: Eukaryota; Dinophyceae; Suessiales; Symbiodiniaceae
Source: the annotation of a GenBank genome assembly